AUGAGAAGCUUCAAUCCGUUAUUCCUGACUUUAAUCCUCUCAUUCUUACUACGUCUGGAAUGCCAAGCGUUUGUCGUGCCGAAACAGUGCUGGUCCGCAAAGCUCACGUUGUCGGUUGCGGAAAAUGACAACCACAAUCAGAACGAGGACGAAGAGAGCGACGAAAGCAUCGGAGAGUCGCUAAACACUCUUCUCGACAAACAGUUCUUUGAUCCUGAAAAAUAUGACGAGAAUGAUACUGGGCCCCUUGCUUGGUUUGCCAACUUUGUCAAGCGAGACUACGAAUUCGCUGAAACUGUCUACGUGGGCGUCUAUUUGACUGUACUGGUGAUCAUUACACAAGAGGUGUUGCGAAUGCAGCUUUAUGGAGACAAGUAUAUGCCUUUCGCACGUAUAGGGAAUGGCAAUCUCUUUUGA
Messenger RNA from Cylindrotheca closterium, 417 nucleotides. Lineage: Eukaryota; Bacillariophyta; Bacillariophyceae; Bacillariales; Bacillariaceae. The record is from the annotation of a GenBank genome assembly.